AUGACGCAGCUGCGCGUUCUGCGCCUUGGCUGGAACAGCCUGGGGCUGCGGACGGCGCGGGCGCUGGCGCAGGGGCUGAGGCUGUGCUCCACGCUGGAGCAGCUGCACCUUGCCUGGAGCGGCGUCACGGACACCGGCGCGGCACACAUCGCCAAGGCCCUCGAGGCCAACACCAGCGUCAAUUUGCUGGACCUGUCGGGCUGCGGCGUGUCGCCUGCCACGUGCGCGGUGCUGGUGGAGACGCUCGGCGCAAACAGCACGCUGUCGCGGCUCGUGCUUCAAGACAACCCUCUGGGGGCCACGGGCGCCCGCAAGCUGCUGCGCGCGGUGCACUCGGGCGGCCGCCACCGCACCGUGGACCUGGCCGGCUGUGGCUUUUUGCGGUUCCCGUCGCGCGUGGUCGGCAGCGGCAGCGGCGGCGCCAGUGCAAGUGCUAGCAGCGGCGGCAGCGGCGGCGGAGGCGAGGCCCCUAGCAGCGCCUCGCCGCCGUCUGCGACGAGCGGGGCGGACUUCAAUCCUCGGGACGCCAACGGGGUGUACCGCCUGGAUUUGGCUGAACCUGCGCAGCGGCAGGUGGCGGUUGAGCUUCUGAGGCUGGCGGCAGAGCACGGGGUUGAGUCGUGGCGGGGGCCAACAAUUGCCGGCAAGCCCAUCAAUAUCAAGGGGGUGACGCCUCAGCAGCUGCCGGCAAAGGGCGUCCUGCAGCUUGAGUUUGCCUCGGACAAGCGGCCCUCGCUGGACUGCGAGCCCCUCACACACCAGGAGUUUGAGGCAUUCUGGGUUUCCAUGACGGACCCGGCCCGGCUGGCGCAGGCCGCCGCUGACCUGGCGCAGAGCUGGGCGCUGGUUGACGAGGGGUCCAGCGCCGCCACCACCGCCUCCCUCCCCCGCGCCUGGCCGGCCCCGCGCCCCGCCGCGUCCGCGCCGCCGCCGUGCGCGGCCCCCGCCUCCCCGCGCCGCCAGGCGCUGUCAGCGACACAGGCUGGGCGCGGCGGCGGCGACCGCGGAGAGGGCAGGCAGCGGCCGGCGUUUGCGGGUGCGCCCAGGGGAACCGUCGCCGUGGUGGUGCCCUCAGGGGCGGCGCGGCGAAACGCGUCGUGCGGCGUCGGUGGCAGUCAUGUGCACGCGGUCACAGAUGGGUGGAAGCUGGACCUGCUGUCUGUCCUGGUACUGGACUCGUAUUUUACAGCUCAGCAGUCCUCCAACAUCUCUGUGUGGGACUGCAUCAACCUGCAGGCCGGCACCAUUGUGAGCGGCUUCCACUACGGAGAGGACCGGGUGCAGGCGGCUGUCAAGGUGUUUGGUCGGGUGGUUGACCCAGAAAACUUUGCAGCAGAGGUGUACACCACGCUCACACCCAGCCAGGCCGAGCAGGCCGACGCGCGCAUUGGCGUACUGCGGCUGUUCAGCCCAGCCAACCCCACUGGCCGCUACUGUCUGCAGCUUGGCCACCAGACACACUACAUGGUGGCGGUACGCCUGGUGGAGCUGUAUCAGCAGCAGGUGGACGCAGGCCUGUGCGAGUGGCCUCUGGUGCUGUGCGCCAACAGCGUCACCCUAGACGGUGGCCCCCUGGAGGAGCGCCUGCUGAGGGAGCCGCACCUGUUCAGGGUGCCCCGAGAGGGCGAGCUGGCGCUGUGUUUCACGGACCUGCGGCCCAUCCCCGACGACGCACAGCCCCUGACCAAGCAGCAGUUUGCGGUCCUGGUGGCCCACCUGGUAGGUGACGCACGCUUGGAUGCACAAGAGCUGGACGCGGCAGUGCAUGCGACCAGCCUUGGCGCAAAGACGGCCGCCGUCGGGCGCUUCGAGACUUGGGGGGCGGGCCACCCACUCACAGGCAAGGUGUCGGCGAUGCGGCGCGUCAGCUUGGACCCUUGUGCAGUGCGUGUGCGCGACAGUGAGCAUCUUGUGGCUGCAAUCCGGUUCUUCUCCAUCCAUCACUACAUCACGAGCGACCAGCUGGCUCAGCUGCUAGCGCUGCUGCCAGAGUCGGACCCUGCCUCAGGGCCACUGCAGGUCGAAGUGGCGACAGCAUUCUGGGCGCGCUGUGUGGAUAGGCGGCAGGGCUGGAGUGAUGUGCUGCGCGCAUUGGGCAGCGAGCAGCAGGUGUCGCUGUGCCAGCGCCUGGGCUACGCGGUGGUGUUUGACCCCAUCCGGCCCGGGGGCCUGCACUACCGUCUGCGCAUGUACCGCCCUGACGAGUACCAGAUAGCCUGGCGGCUGCACCGCAUGGCGCUCACCGCACAGCACAACUGCUUUGAGGACUUCCGGAUGGACGGCGUCGCGAAGAACUUCAGCCAGAGCGCCAACCUGUGGAGCAUCAUGCGCGGCAACGCCGCAGAGCACGCCACGCCCACGGUGACGCUUGACUUCAACUUUGUGUGGCCGGACAGCGUCAAGACUCACUGGGCGGCGGUCACCAUCCAGUCAGCAUGGCGGAGCUACCUGCAGCGCAAACGCAUCGGCCGCCCGCGCCCCAGCGCGGCCCCGCUGCUCGUCCACCGCCACCCUGGCUCGAGCGGCGCACCAACCCCAACACGCCGCAGCGCCAACGGCGCGCUGGACGCGGCGGCGAGCCCAAAAACGCACCUCAGCGGGGCCGCCCUGGAUUCAGGGGGCCCGCCGCAGGCGUGGGCGCCGCCAGGCAAGCGGCAGCAGCCGUGGGAGGCGAUGUACGGCGGCAGCGGGGGCAGUCAGGCCCGGCCUGCAGCGGGCGGCGGCAACCUGGGGGUGGGGUCCGGGGGUUCCCUGGGUACGAGCAGUCGGGCGGCGACGACUGCGCCACAGAGCACGGUCGGGGGCAGCAGGCCGGUGUCGGCGGCGACGGGCGCGGGCGCCGGUGCUGGCGCGGACGCUGGGCUGGGGGCGCUUGGGCGCGAGCUGCAGCUGGGGUUGGGCGCCAAGCCGCGGUUGUGA
Molecule: messenger RNA, 2919 nt
Organism: Monoraphidium neglectum
Lineage: Eukaryota; Viridiplantae; Chlorophyta; Chlorophyceae; Sphaeropleales; Selenastraceae
Exons: 20
Coding region: 1-2919 (972 amino acids)
Biological process (GO): nucleocytoplasmic transport; activation of GTPase activity
Cellular component (GO): perinuclear region of cytoplasm; cytosol; nucleus
Molecular function (GO): GTPase activator activity; small GTPase binding
Source: RefSeq, a predicted model, not a curated record